Erpetoichthys calabaricus (reedfish) is the source of this 4170-nucleotide messenger RNA. It is a transcript of the gene capn9, whose product is annotated as calpain 9. The record is from RefSeq and is a predicted model, not a curated record. Lineage: Eukaryota; Metazoa; Chordata; Cladistia; Polypteriformes; Polypteridae. Gene Ontology annotation, molecular function: calcium-dependent cysteine-type endopeptidase activity; calcium ion binding. Gene Ontology annotation, cellular component: cytoplasm. The coding region runs from base 64 to 2145 and encodes 693 amino acids. The transcript has 20 exons. Gene Ontology annotation, biological process: proteolysis.
UUUACCUGUGGCUUCUUCUAGUUGGUUUAGAGCCUUGCUUUGGGUCAGUGUUUCUGCAAGAGGAUGCCGUCCAUUUACCAGCCCACCAUGCAGAAUGGAGGUAGCCAGCAGCAGCGGCAGCAAGAGGCACAAAGCACGCAGUCAGACGGCAGGACUUACGAACAGCUGAAGAGGGAGUGCCUGCAAAAUAAAAAACUCUUCUGUGAUCCAGACUUCCCUGCAACUGAGUCCUCUCUUUUUUACAGCCAGAAGCCCCCUAUUCCUUUUGAAUGGAAAAGGCCUGGGGAAUUUCAGAAGGAGCCAAAGUUCAUUGUAGGUGGGGCUACAAGGACAGAUAUUUGCCAAGGGGAUUUGGGUGAUUGUUGGCUCUUGGCUGCCAUUGCUUCUCUAACACUUAAUGAAAAGACAUUGGCAAGGGUGGUUCCUCCAGAUCAGAAUUUUGAUGUUGACUAUGCUGGGAUAUUUCAUUUUCAGUUCUGGCAACAUAAUGAGUGGAUGGAUGUCAUCAUAGAUGACCGAUUGCCUACCUUCAGGAAUCGACUAGUCUUUGUACAUUCUAUUGAAAUGAAUGAGUUCUGGAGUGCCCUCCUUGAGAAGGCCUAUGCAAAGUUAAAUGGAAGUUAUGAAGCUCUGAAAGGAGGAAGUACUCUAGAAGCUAUGGAAGAUUUUACUGGAGGUGUGGGAGAGAUGUAUGAAACAAAAAAUGCUCCUGCAAAUCUUUUCCAGAUUAUUGAUAAAGCACUUAAAAGAGGUUCAAUGUUGGGAUGCUCAAUUGAUAUAACUAGUUCUGCUGAAUCAGAAGCUCAGACAGCCUCAGGCCUUGUGAAAGGACAUGCUUACUCAAUUACUGGCCUUGAAGAGGUAAACUACAGAGGAAGGAAGGUAAAGUUGAUCAGAGUUAGAAAUCCCUGGGGUCAAGUUGAAUGGAAUGGCCCAUGGAGUGACAACUCUUCAGAAUGGAAAAUGAUUGAUGCUCAGGAAAGGAAGCGUUUAACUCAAGUAUCUCUGGAUGAUGGAGAAUUUUGGAUGGAAUUUGAAGAUUUUAAAGCAAAUUACGAUAAGAUUGAGAUUUGUAACCUUACUCCAGACUCCCUGGAUGAUGACACACUUCAUAAAUGGGAAGUAACAGUCUUUAACGGAAGCUGGAUCAGAGGAUCUACAGCAGGUGGCUGCCGAAACUACAUUGACACAUUCUGGACAAAUCCCCAAUUUAAGCUGUCGUUGCUGGAGAAGGAUGAUGAUCAUGACCAGAGUACGUUCAUCAUAGCCCUACUGCAAAAGAACAGGCGCAAGCUCCGAAAGCUAGGACAAGAUCUACAAACAGUUGGCUUUGCAAUUUAUGAGGCCAGUAAACAUGAAGACCAUCUUACAAAAGAUUUUUUCCGAUACAAUCCUUCCAAAGCUCGAAGCAAUACAUACAUUAAUUUAAGGGAACUUUCCCAACGUUUUCGAUUGCCUCCUGGAGACUACAUUGUGGUUCCAACCACCUUUGAGCCACACAAAGAAGCGGAUUUCCUCCUGAGAAUCUUUUCAGAAAAGAAAACAGAAUCUUUGGAAAUGGGAAAUACAAUCAGUGCAGAUCUUCCUGAACCACCUCCUCCACCAUCAGUGAAACAGGAAACCGAAGAAGAAAAAGGCUUGAGAAGACUAUUUCAGCAAAUAUCUGGACAGAAAAUGGCAAUCAGUGCCAGGGACCUUCAAAAUGUGCUUGAUGGUGUACUGAGCAGACGAAAAGAAAUCAAAUAUAAAGGAUUACCACUGCAUACAUGCCACAGCAUUAUCGAUCUAAUGGAUACAAAUAAUACUGGACAAAUCGAAUUUCCUGAAUUUACAAUUUUUUGGGAAAAGGUGAAGAGAUGGAUUGGUCUGUUUCUUAUGUUUGAUACAGAUAGAUCUGGGACAAUGUCAUCCUAUGAAAUGCGAUUAGCUUUAAAGGAAGCUGGAAUGCAACUUAACAACAAGAUCAUUCAACUUAUUGGGUUAAGGUUUGCUGAUGAAGAAUACCAAAUUACCUUCGAUGAAUACCUGGCUUGCAUUGUUCGCCUUGAAAAUAUGUUCAGAAUAUUUCAAGCAUUGGACAAACGACAAACUGGAGAGAUAUCACUUAAUGUGGCUCAGUUCCUGGCUUUAACCAUGAAUGCCUAAUAAAAGAUGAUGACAUGAAGAAAUUUCUGCAUUCAGCAAGAUUUCUAAAUAUUGGGAAUGAGGACACAAAUAUUGCUUUAUUUUCUUGUUUUGGUAAAGAAACUGUAUUAAACUUCCAAUACAGAACAUUAAAUUACUUAAGGCAGUCUUGACUAAAAACACCUGUAUUGUGCUUGAUUGUCCUUGUGCAGGUGUAUUUUUAUGUUCUGCAUUUAUAAUGCUAAAGACAAUGUUUCAAAAGUCCGAGAAGAAAAACGAUUGUUUUAACAUGAUAAUACAAACUUUUCAAAGCUUUACAAAACUAUUUUACUAAAAUAUAUCAAGGGGGAAAUAUGGUACGGCCCAAAAGAUGCUUGGAUAAGGUUGAUGAACAUAAUCAUUUUUUUAAAUGUAAUCAAUAGAGUAUACUUAUUGAAACUAUGAUGUUAUUAAACUACAUUACCUCCACUUGUUUCAUCUUUCUUGUAGAUCAGGGAUCUCAAACUCCAGUUCUGGGGGGCUGCAGUGGCUGCAGGUUUUCAUUCUAACCCUUUUCUUAAUUAGUGCACUGUUUUUGCUGCUAAUUAAGUUCUUUUGAAUUCAUUUUAAUUGACUUGUUUUUUAAGAUUUGUUCCCCGGAAUUUCUUCAUCGUCACUCUGAAUUGCUUAAUUUCUUUCCUUAAUCAGAAAUGAAAUGUGAAGUGAGUGAGCCAGUAGAAGACCAGCUAAAUCAGGUCCUCAAACUCCAACAAAUUUUACUUCAACCAGUUGCUUAAUCAGGUGCCAGGUCUUGUUGUUAAUUAAACUCAUUCUUUAAUUCCAUGGCCUGUUGCUGCUCUCAUUGUGCAAAAGCACACAUUUUCAAAAUUGUUGAUUUUUUCUUUACUUUUCUAAGAGCACUGUUACAAUGUUUUGGGGACCUGAGCAAACCAACAUUUCUGAGACCUCCACCUUUUUUAUUUUAAGAUAUUGUAUGAUGGUCACAGUUUGCUGGUCAUGUUUUGGUUCAUUUUGUAUCUCAUUAUUGUUUAGCUGCUAAUUAAGGACAAAUACAUAAUUAUUGGGUCUGAGUCUUCAAGAGCAAGUCAAUUAAAAUGGAUUCAAAAUAAGGUAAUUAGCAGCAAAAACCGGUCCCUAAUUAAGAAAAGAGUCAGAAUGAAAACCUGCAGCCACUGUGGCCCUAUAGGACUGGAGUUUGAGAUUCCUCAUGUAGAUGUUAAAAAUUCAGAGCUAAAAAAAACAAAACAAACAAGUACAUAAUGGUUGUCAGGCAGAUACCAAUAAGGACUAUAUAGACCUACUUUGAAACUUGAUUUGAUUUAAAUUAAAUUAAGUCAUUUAAUCCUCCCUCUUUAAGUUAAUCUUCCUGCACUGUGAGGUAAAGCUUUCCCUUUUAUUCUGGAAGUUCCAAUGACCAAGGACAAAUUCAGGAUGUCUAUUUGAAAAGUACAUACUGUGGUCAUCCCAAUGUGACCAGUGAAUGUAAAGUCUAAUGCAUUUGUGUUUAGAAUCACUGUGAAUCAAAGACAUACUGCACUAAAACGGUGUCAAUUUUAGGGGCUUGGGACUGUGCCUUUCUUCUCUUACUGCCAUAAACCCAAGAAGUAUUAAAAUAGCCAAAGGACCCUAUUGAAAUAAAUUCAAUGUGGUUUAAACCAAGGCUAAUAACAAGGGGAAAGUAGAAGUUGUAGUUUUGUAACCAUUACCUAGAAUCAUUCAUUAUAUCCACCUCACAGUUUUAUCACUGUCCAUAAAAUAAACUUUCAUUCUUCCAUUUGGAUCAUGUUGGUUUCUUCACUCUUCACUCACAAUGACAUUUUAUAUAUGCUUUUCAAAUUUAGUAUUUAUAUAACAAUGCCAUCAAUAUGCAAUUUUCUUUCUCAAGAUUUACCUCACGUCUACUUUUCUAUUAUCUUCAUAAAAAUUUUACAUGUGAAACUUUGGGUUUGUAAUUAGAAAUCUUGACUUGACAAUAGAGUUUUGAUAAAAAAUAGUUCAUGUAAUCAGGAGAGAAAAAAUAAAGUAUUUUAAAUAAGGUUCUUUCAA